Coffea arabica (coffee) is the source of this 687-nucleotide messenger RNA. The record is from RefSeq and is a predicted model, not a curated record. Lineage: Eukaryota; Viridiplantae; Streptophyta; Magnoliopsida; Gentianales; Rubiaceae.
AUGGCACCGUACGAAGCUCUUUACGGGCGAAAGUGCCGUUCACCAAUAUACUGGGAUGAAGUAGGAGAGAAGAAGAUCCUAGACCCUACCAUUAUCCCUUGGAUGGAGGAUGCCCAAGAAAAGAUCAAGUUAAUCCGUCAAAGACUCCAGACAGCCCAAAGUCGCCAGAAGAGCUACGCCGAUAAUCGAAGAAAAGACCUGGAGUUUGAGGUAGGAGACCAAGUAUUUUUGAAGAUUACCCCGUUGCGUAGUGUCACUGCUGGCAGAGGAAAGAAGCUCCAACCCAGAUUCGUAGGACCUUUUCGAUCCUUCAACGAGUUGGAAAGAGGGAUUGAAAUUGACGAGGCCCUUACUUACGAAGAAAAACCUGUGCAAGUACUGGAUAGGAAAGUUAAGGAGCUGAGGAAUAAGCAAAUUCCACUGGUGAAGGUUCUGUGGAAAAACCACGGAGUCGAGGAGGCAACCUGGGAAAUGGAGGAUGAUAUGAAAACCAAAUAUCCCGAACUGUUUAGUGCUUCAGGGAGUUCCGCAUUACUGCCCUUGCCUCCUGGAGUGCUAACCAUUGUUGUUGUGUUGGGACGCUAUCAAGUGCAGCCUCCGCCGCCCCUGCAGCCUCUUCUGCCUGCUUCACUACGUCAAAUAUAUUACCAAAAUGGUCCCGCAACCACUGUUGGAUUGCAUGUUUAG